AUGCCGAGCUGGCCAAGGGUUAUCUCUUCCUAUCGUCCAUCGCCUUUAUUGCCGAGUCGUCUAUAUCAAUUGAACCAACUCCUACAGCUAUCAACAAUGCCUCCGAAAAGAAAGGCCGAUACGGCAGAGGCCAAUGGCGCCCACGCCAGCAAGAAGGGCCGACCGGACCUCCGUCAGCCGCAUCCGAAUGCAAAGCAGGCCGAAGACUUUGGCAUUGUUCUACGAGAGUUCUACCCGCCGGAGAUGAGCAACGAGCGUUGCCAAGCAUAUACCAAUGGCGAAUUGGAACGUCCAAUAGACACGUUGAGAAAGGCCUGCCAGGACACUGCGGAGACACGUCAAUCGGUUGACGUGGGUAGCGCCGUGGUCCACUGGUUCAAGAGCGACCUUCGCCUCCAUGACAACAGGGCCUUGUACGCGGCCUACGAGACCGCGAAAGAACACCAAGUUCCUCUGAUCGGUCUCUACAUCGCCUCUCCGCAAGAUUGGACCGCACACUCCACCAGCCCUGCCCGAGUGGAUUUCACCUUGCGGACGUUGCAGCGGCUGCAGCAGGACCUAGGUGAGCUGGAUAUCCCUCUGUACAUGGAGACGCAAGAGAAGCGCACAGCAAUCCCGAAUCGCGUCGUGGAACUGUGUCAACAGUGGGAGGCUAGGCACCUCUAUGCCAAUAUUGAGUACGAGGUCGAUGAGCUGCGACGGGAGGCCAAGAUUGUUCGAGCUUGCGCGGACAAGGGAAUCAAUUUUGCUCUUAGUCACGAUACCUGUGUGGUUACUCCGGGCCAGCUGGAGACUGGAACAGGAAACCAGUAUGCAGUAUAUACCCCGUGGUAUAGGUCUUGGUUGAGGUUUUUGAAGGAGAACCCUGAUUACUUGGAAGUCUCCGAAGAACCAGGGUCCAACCCUGGGAAUGCACGCCAGGAUUUCAAAGAUCUCUUCGACUCCAAAAUUCCAGCGAUGCCAAAGACCCAUGCAGUAUCUGACGAAGAGAGAAAGCGAUUUGAAACGAUGUACCCUGCGGGUGAGCAUGAGGCUAUGCAGCGACUUGACAAAUUCUUGGAACAAAAGGUUCGGCAAUAUGAGGAGCAGCGGAGCACCCUGCCUGGUGAACACACCUCUGUGCUCAGCCCGUACUUUGCGUGCGGAGCUCUCAGCGCACGCACAGCUGUAACAACGGCGAAGCGGAUCAACAAGGGCCAUCUCGAUCGUUAUGAUCAAGGAUUCAUGACUUGGAUUAGUGAAGUCGCUUGGCGUGACUUCUACAAACAUGUCCUGGCACACUGGCCGUUUAUCUGCAUGAACAAAUGCUUCAAGCCCGAACACACGAACAUCGAAUGGGAGUAUGAUCAAGAGAUCUUCCAAGCCUGGUGCGAUGGAAAAACCGGCUUCCCGAUCGUGGACGCAGCCAUGCGCCAACUCCGCCACUGCGCGUGGAUGCACAACCGAACUCGGAUGGUGGUCUCCUCGUUCCUGACCAAGGAUCUGAUGCUCGACUGGCGCCGCGGCGAGCGGUACUUCAUGGAGAAUCUGAUCGAUGGAGACUUCGCAUCCAACCACGGCGGAUGGGGAUUCGGAUCUAGUACCGGUGUCGAUCCUCAACCCUAUUUCCGCAUCUUCAAUCCUCUUCGCCAGAGUGAGCGAUUCGACCCCGAGGGCGAGUACAUUCGGCAUUGGCUGCCUGAGCUCCGUGAUGUUUCGGGCAAGGCUAUUCAUGAGCCAUACGCGCGGGGUGCGGCGGCCAUUGCGCAGAAGAAUGGGUAUCCCAAGCCUAUUGUUGAUCAUGCGGAGAGUAGGAAUCGGGCGCUGGAGAGGUUCAAGAGUGCGUUGCAGAAAUAA
Molecule: messenger RNA, 1836 nt
Organism: Penicillium salamii
Lineage: Eukaryota; Fungi; Ascomycota; Eurotiomycetes; Eurotiales; Aspergillaceae
Source: the annotation of a GenBank genome assembly